AUGGUUCGGGUGCUUCUUUGCGGCGAAGUCCGCGGGAGGGUCAGAGAGCUGCACAGAGUGCUGCAGCAGCUGCAGAACAAGGGGCCCUUUGACUUCGCGGUCUGCACAGGGUCCUUCUUUGCAGAUCCGCAAGACUCGAAGGCGGGAGCUGCAUGCAAGGACUCUUCAACACAAGUGGUGAAGUGUGAAAGCCCAGACUUCCCCGAAAAGGCAAACCAAAAUGACGUGGCACAGGCUAUCCGUGCUGAACUCUCGCAGCAAUUCGCAACGGGCUUCGCAGAGCUGCAGCACUGCUGCAGCUCCCUUCCCCUCCCCCUGUACAUCCUCGACAAGGCCGCGAGCGAUUGCGCCCAGAGACUGAGUGCUCGGAUGGGCCGGGGAGGCUCUGCAGUGGCUAUUAGGAGCGGGGAAGCGGCUCCUGAGAGGGCCGUAAAAGAGGAAUCUGCUGCUUCCGCUGCUGCUGCUGCUGCUGCUGCUGCUAGGCCUGCAGCAGCCGCUGACAGCCCUUCUGGAAACGUUUCUGAGGCUCUAGGGGAGAAAAAUGGUCAAGAUGAAGAGAAAAAUGGAAUUAAAUCAAAUGAACUUUCACCUGCACAGCCGGAGGCGCCUCCACGUGCUCCCGGGUGUACGUACUCCCCGUUGCAGCUGCUGGACAACGUGUGGCUGCUAGGUGGCGCUGGUGUUGCUCAGCUGGAGGGCCUCAAUGUUGCCUUUUACAGUGGGCAGCAGAAUGCUGAAUCUCCCUGCUGCAACUCCAAUGGAUCCAAUGACCAGCAGCAGCAGCAGCAGCAGCAGCAGCAGCAGCAGCAGCAUGAAAACGGCACGGCCGGAGCCAAGUUUAUCUCGAGCCUUCUAGAUGGAUGGGGAGGCUUCAGGGACUUCAGAGGCAGCACAGACCUCUUCGUGACAACUGAGCCCUUGCUGGGAAUGUUUGACGGGCUACCCCCGGGGGUGGCGCCAGCGCCGUUUACCCAGCAGCAGCAGCAGGAGCCGCAGCAGCAGCAGCAGGAGCCGCAGCAGCAGCAGCAGGAGCCGCAGCAGCAGCAGCAGGGGCCGCAGCAGCAGCAGCAGGGUGAGCAUGCUGGCCUAGAUAGUAAUGUUGCGAAGAAAGAGGCAGCGGCUCACUCGGAGUCUUCUGAAUUUCAUUUUCGCUUGUGGGUCAUUCUUUAUUAG
Molecule: messenger RNA, 1173 nt
Organism: Eimeria necatrix
Lineage: Eukaryota; Apicomplexa; Conoidasida; Eucoccidiorida; Eimeriidae
Exons: 1
Coding region: 1-1173 (390 amino acids)
Source: RefSeq, a predicted model, not a curated record